Trichoderma asperellum CBS 433.97 is the source of this 921-nucleotide messenger RNA. RefSeq lists its product as uncharacterized. The record is from RefSeq and is a predicted model, not a curated record. NCBI's taxonomy places the organism in Eukaryota, Fungi, Ascomycota, Sordariomycetes, Hypocreales, Hypocreaceae. Gene Ontology annotation, molecular function: hydrolase activity.
AUGACUGUUCCCAGCUCCCUCUUCCCCUCCUCGUUUACUCCCUUCACGGUUCAAACACAGUCCUCUCCUCCCAUCUCCAUCUACGGAAUCCGAUCGGUCGACUCGUCUUCUUCGCUCCCGCCCCUCCUCCUCCUCCAUGGAUAUCCAGAAUCUCACCUUAUGUGGCAUCUUGUCGCUCCUCAUCUCACCUCCCACUACUCCCUUGUGCUAAUGGACCUCCGCGGCUAUGGUGCUUCAUCCAAGCCUGCCAAUAACACCGAGCUCUACGCCAAGAGCCAUAUGGCCCAGGACUGCAUUUCUGUCAUGGACAGUCUCGGAUUUGCCAACCAGCCCUUUUAUGUAUGCGCCCAUGAUCGUGGAGCCCGUGUCGCCCACAAGCUCCUCGUGGAUCAUCCUACCCGCGUGCGCAAAGCCAUUCUCCUCGACAUAUGUCCUACCCUGGCCAUGUAUAAUUCUCCAAAUCCCGAAUUUCCCAAAGCCUACUUUCACUGGUACUUCCUCAUCCAGCCAUAUCCUCUUCCUGAGACGCUUAUCAGCGGUGCUCCGCGCCAGCUCACCGAGAUGUUCCUGGGAGUUGGGAAGCAUCUGCUCUUCCACAAGGACGUUCUGGAAGAGUACAUCAAGAGCAUGGAGGAUAAGGAUUAUGUCCACUCCACAUGUCAGGACUACCGUGCGAGUGCUACGCAUGACCUUGAUGAAGCGAGAGAGGAUCUCGAUAAGGGAAGGCUAAUUCAGUCGCCGAUCAGAGUGCUGGUGGGCAAGAAAGGCGUUGUCAGUCGGCUGUUCGACGUGGAGAAGGAAUGGAGAAAAGUUACGGCAGAUGGUGUACCAGUCGAAGUCGAGCAUGUUGAAGCUGGUCACUACAUUCCGGAACAGGUUCCGGAUAUUGUUGUCUCUAACAUUCUCGCGUUUUUGAAGUAA